AUGGCAGACGGCAAGCGCCUCUCUUCUGCCGGGAAGGUCGCAACGCCUAAGCUCGGAGACCAGUCUAUCCUCAAUGACUCGCACCUGUUCAAGGUCAUAGGCAAGCGCCUCGAGCCGGCAGCCUCCCCUCGCUCCACCCCAGAGGAUGCGCUCUGCUCCUCCCCCCGCCCCAGUGACGACGUGGCUGCUCACACCGGCGCCCCGCACAGAGUCAAGAUCACGACGACGGUUGCGAACCAUGUGCUCGAGGGCACCGUCUUUGCCGCCGACCCCGUCCUGAACGCCGUCGCCGUCAACACCGCCCCGGCCCCGCCGAACCCAUCGACCAACCUAGCCACCCAGCCGGGCAACUUCCACGUCGUGUCGAUCCCGAACAUCCAGAAGUUUGAGAUCCUGUCGGACGGCGCCGGCGCCGACAGCUUCGAGAAUGCCACGCCGACGAUUGCCUCGCUGGACCUGGGCGCGCUGAAGGCGCGCGAGGAGGCGGCCGUGCGCAAGCUGCUUGAGAAGGAGGAGCACAGGAACAGAGAAGUGUCGUCGGAGGUGCAGGAGCUCUACGAUGCCUUCAACCGAACGCUGCCCAUGCGCUGGCACGGCACCACGAUGAUCAUCAACGACGCCGUCCUGCUCGGCCCGCCCUACACCGUCAACGAUCUCAAGGCCGCCGAGGGCAAGGAGCGCAACAUCGAUCACAUCAAGAGGAUCAUGGAGGGUUAUCUGGCAAAGAAGAGGAGCGGAGGCGCGAACAGGCCCGGAGUCGCCACGCCCAUCCCGCCGCGCAAGGGCGGCUGA
Diplodia corticola is the source of this 792-nucleotide messenger RNA. RefSeq names its product rna-lsm domain protein. The record is from RefSeq and is a predicted model, not a curated record. The coding region runs from base 1 to 792 and encodes 263 amino acids. The transcript has 3 exons. NCBI's taxonomy places the organism in Eukaryota, Fungi, Ascomycota, Dothideomycetes, Botryosphaeriales, Botryosphaeriaceae.